UAAAACUGGGGCACGGACUCCUCAACACGUUCGAAGCUCCAGUGGCUAAACCCAAACGAUCUCACGUAUGGCUGCGACAACCACUGCAUCAUGUCUUGGAGCAUCGAAGAUGUGAUGGCGAACUUGGUACUUUGCGUCGAUGGACACGUACAAUGGAACGAUGAGAUGCGCGACGAUGUCGCCAAUGCCUUGAGCACUUCCUCGAGCGCAGUGGAGCGUUCGGACCCGUCAAAGGACACCUCCAACUCGUUCAAGGAGCUCAGCUGCGCAAGCAGGAUCGUCCAUUCGGUGGAGUCGCGAACGACCGACGCCGGGAUGGCCAACUUUGUUAUUUGACGUGUCAGCGACGAGGCCCAUCCCAAUAUCGGCCGAUUCGUUGGUGCGGUCGGCGAUGGCUGGACGAGUCGAACAUGAACUUCGUGGGCAUGUGCCAUGACACUCUGCAACAGCGAUCGAGGCGCACGGGUACUGUGGACAGCCACGGUCGCUUCCACCGCACGCACAUGGUGCCUCAGAAGAGUGUCCAUGCUGUGGCGAAGCGUUGGUGCGUUCUCCAACUGGCUGGACAUCGCCAUGGCGACAGCGGAUUCUACUCGAAACCGAGGCCAGAGGUCGCGCGGGUCGAGCAGCAUUGCUUCAGCUAUUCGUUCAAAGUGGACGAGGUGUCCAAGUACGUGUGGCUGCGUUCGAAAUGCCGUCAAGUAGCUGAAAAAGUCGGCCGCAUUCGGAACGAACGUCGCGAUAUGUUGAAUCAAGUCUGGUGGAAGCUGCACAGAGGAGUUGCCGUGACCUGGCCCGUGGACUCGUUGCUUCUUUGCCAUGGAGCCUCGCUCGCGACUUUGGACAAUAAGCGGUCGGGCACCCCUUCACAUGCGAGUAUCUGUCGUCCACGUGCAUACCAACAUUCAACAUCUCUGUCUGUACAGUGCCGCGAUGCCAUCGGAUUGCUCGAGCUCGACCGGCUACUUGGACAGCAAGAAGAGCUCGAAGAGGUCGUGCCAAGCAGGCCCAGUCCGUCCGUGUGCGCUUGACCGCGCGACGUGGCGCGUGCUGGCAA
Molecule: messenger RNA, 1057 nt
Organism: Aphanomyces invadans
Lineage: Eukaryota; Oomycota; Saprolegniomycetes; Saprolegniales; Verrucalvaceae
Exons: 1
Coding region: 411-1031 (206 amino acids)
Source: RefSeq, a predicted model, not a curated record